Molecule: messenger RNA, 1506 nt
Organism: Plasmodium vivax (malaria parasite P. vivax)
Lineage: Eukaryota; Apicomplexa; Aconoidasida; Haemosporida; Plasmodiidae
Product: 70 kDa peptidylprolyl isomerase, putative
Exons: 1
Coding region: 598-1506 (302 amino acids)
Molecular function (GO): peptidyl-prolyl cis-trans isomerase activity; protein binding
Source: RefSeq, a predicted model, not a curated record
AGGAUCAGUUAGCUCACAUCAGUGCAGUGCGUCCCCCCCCAGUAGCUAUUCAACUUCCACAUCGAACGUUAAAAAGUUUCCCACUUAACUUUUACAAAAGGGACUCUCCAAACGUUUUUGCUCACCCUUCAUAUUCCGCACGUUGAUCAUAUUUUAAUACAUCUCUCCCUGUAAGAAAAGGAAUAUUCCCCUCCCCAGUGCACUUCUUUUCCCAGAGGUGAAUAAUUAUAUCCCCCUACCGAGUAACCCUACCUCCUCUUUUAUUUUCUCCGCCACUUUUUCGCGUACGUAACUACCCCUGUGAGGAGUACCUUCGACUGUAGGUCCUCUCCCCCCGAGUGAAAAUCGCAGGGCGCGGCUAAAUUGUAAAGUGCAAGAAAGCGGGGCCCUUCUAGAUUUGUUCAUUUCGGCUUGAUUAUCUCUUUUGCAGUGGGACCUCUUCAGAGUUCCCCUCAGUUGAAAAGUUAGCACUGGUGCAGGGCGUUGAACAGGGCUACCACCGCGAUAGAGUUAACGCCUCAAAUAGGGCUACGCCUCAAAUAGGGCCUCGCCACAAAUAGGGCUACGCCGCGAAUAGGGAAAGACCCCCCAACGACGAUGGAGCAGGAGACCCUCGAGCAAGUGCACCUGACGGAGGACGGCGGAGUGGUGAAAACGAUCCUGAGGAAAGGGGAAGGAGGAGAAGAAAAUGCGCCCAAGAAGGGAAACGAAGUGACGGUGCACUACGUUGGCAAGCUAGAAAGCAGCGGGAAAGUUUUCGAUUCAUCUCGCGAAAGAAAUGUGCCCUUCAAGUUCCACCUAGGACAAGGAGAAGUGAUCAAAGGAUGGGACAUCUGCGUAGCAUCGAUGACGAAGAAUGAAAAGUGCUCAGUUCGUCUGGAUAGCAAGUACGGCUACGGAGAAGAAGGCUGCGGAGAAAGCAUUCCGGGAAACAGUGUGCUCAUCUUUGAAAUAGAGCUAAUCAGCUUUAGAGAAGCGAAGAAAAGCAUAUACGAUUACACAAACGAGGAGAAAAUCCAAGCGGCAUUCGAUUUGAAAGAAGAAGGAAAUGACUUUUUUAAAAAAAAUGAAAUUGACGAAGCUAUCUCCAAGUAUAAGGAAGCACUCGACUUAUUCAUACACGCGGAAGAUUGGGAUGGAGAUUUGGCUGAAAAAAAGAAAAACAUUGAAAUCAUUUGCAACUUAAAUUUGUCUACAUGUUAUAAUAAGAGUAAGGACUUCCCCAAUGCCAUCGCGCAUGCAUCUAAGGUACUUAAAAUUGAAAAAAAUAAUGUGAAGGCACUUUAUAAAUUGGGCGUCGCCAACAUGCACUUUGGUUUUCUGGAGGUUGCCAAGGAGAACCUCUAUAAGGCAGCUUCCCUAAGCCCCAACAACGUCGAAAUACGCAACUCCUAUGACGCCUGCCUGAGCAAAUUGAAGGAGGCCCGCAAGAGGGACAAGCUCACCUUCGGCGGUAUGUUCGACAAGGGCAUUCUCUACGAGGAGAAGAAGAGCAGCGCGAAGUGA